Dunckerocampus dactyliophorus (ringed pipefish) is the source of this 1352-nucleotide messenger RNA. RefSeq names its product lysosomal membrane ascorbate-dependent ferrireductase CYB561A3. Gene Ontology annotation, cellular component: lysosomal membrane. The transcript is spliced from 8 exons. The record is from RefSeq and is a predicted model, not a curated record. Lineage: Eukaryota; Metazoa; Chordata; Actinopteri; Syngnathiformes; Syngnathidae. Bases 296 to 1186 code for a protein of 296 amino acids. Gene Ontology annotation, molecular function: oxidoreductase activity.
UCGACCUACCCGUUGCCUACUUUCAGCGCUGUGUGCGGACAGCAGUAAACUAAACGGCUGACUUGUUAAUUCCGCUGUCGUUACAAUUCUACACUUUUUAAAGUCAUCUUUAACGGACUUUGGGCUAUUUCUGUUUGUUCAUAUGACUCCCGCCAUAAAACGCGUCCAUUAUCUCCGGACCACCAGCAACACUACGUCACGGGACCCCAUUUGCAAAGCACCGUUUUGUAUUUUUGCCUUAUUGAACCAGCUACAAAUCACGGUAUGGCCAAAUAAAUGAAGGUCACCGUGACAGAUGCAGCAGGUUGGCCCUUCUUCCACAGACGAUCCGUCCUUCUCUGAUUUCUUCCUACUCCACCACCUGAAUGCUACACAUCGCGCCAACGUCUUACCUGUAGGUAUAAACCACCGUAUCAGCAAGUGUGCAGGUCUCUUCAGGAUGAGGUCCACUUUGUACUUCUACACGUGCCACCUGUUGUGCAUGGGUCUUGGUCUGGCCUGCGUAGUGUGUGUGUUCUGGUGGAACAGCCAGUGGCGUGGCGGUUUUGCCUGGGACGGCUCAGCACUUCAGUUCAACUGGCACCCGGUCCUGAUGGUAACUGGUAUGAUGGUGCUCUAUGGCAAUGGAGCUGUGUUGUACCGCGUCCCCCUGACUUGGGGCUAUAAUAAACUUCCUUGGAAACUGCUACAUGCUGCAGUGAUGCUCCUUGCCCUGCUACUUUCAGUUAUUGGACUUUGUGCUGUUUUUGGCAAUCACAAUGCUUCAAACAUCCCCAACCUCUACUCCCUGCACAGCUGGAUUGGAAUGAUCACCGUAGUUCUCUUUGCCAUGCAGUGGGCUACAGGGGUAGCUGGCUUCCUCCUGCCCUGCUCUCCUGGUUCAAUACGUAAACUCCUGAAACCCCAACAUGUGUGGUUGGGAGGCAGUUUCAUGUCACUGGGCAUUGCAUCCUGUAUCUCCGGUAUCAAUGAGAAACUCUUCUUUGUCCUGAAAGGAAAUACUAAUGGGUCUCAGCCAUAUUCUCAACAUCCGCCUGAGGCCCUGUUGGGAAAUUCAUUAGGAGUCUUGAUUGUAGCUUUUGGCAUGGUUGUCCUCAAGAUUUUGUCUAAUCAAGAAUGGCAGAGACCGGAAAAUCAGCCUGCAGAUGUGGCUUACUCGCCAGUGCUUCAAGAAGAAAAUCAAUGAGGGACGUAACCACUCAGCACUGUCAAAGCCAUAUUGGACCAUUUGCCAAUCCAAAAGCAGCUGACCUUUUUGUAGACGUUCCGGAUGUACACAUUUAAUUUUGAUUGUAUUUAAGUUGCUCUUUCCUGAUAAAGAAUAAAAUGUGAACCAUCUAAGUCUUCAUUCU